AUGGCUGCUCAGCCCUCCACUUCUACGGCGCCGGCCACGGGCCCGGCGUCCUCCGCGACUUCGGCCUCCAAUAGGGAUGCAUCCGCCGCAUCGUCGAGCAAGAUGCCCGUGCGGACAAAGGAAUCCUAUGAUAAGCUCAUGGUUGAGCGGUACAUCACCCGUGAUGCCAUCGCCGCCGCCGCGCUCGGGAGUCAGCUGGACCACACCCGAAAAAUAAUGGCCGACACACGCGACAAGAUUCAGGAGUAUCGCCAAGUUCGCACCGAUUAUCGCCAGUGGUUCCCGCCUUCACGGCUCUACGGUGAGGGCUACAAUGGCUUUGCCAAUGGAUACACAGAGAACCAUGGACCCUCCAGAAUCAUUUAUCCAUCCCAGAAGCCUCGACCCGGCCAACGGACCACGCCUCCCCUAAAGUACAAGCGCAAGGAUAUGCUCAAGCAGGCCGAGCAGCAUGAGGAGCUGGUGCCUCUACGGCUGGAGGUUGAAUGGGAUAAGAUCAAGCUUCGCGACACCUUCACCUGGAACCUCCAUGAGCGCCUGUUGGGAGUCGAGCUCUUCGCCGCGCAACUCGUCGAGGACAUGGGUCUCAAGCCUCCUGCAUCCCACCCCGUCUACGAGCAGGUGGUACAUCAGAUGCGCGAGCAGCUGAACGACUUCUAUCCCUUCGUCUACUCGGAGGAGGACGCCCUUGACCCAGAGCUGCCCUACCUGGCGUACAAGAACGACGAGAUGCGCAUCCUCAUCAAGCUCAACAUCACCAUCGGCCAACAUACGCUCGUCGAUCAAUUCGAGUGGGAGAUCAACAACCCCUCAAACUCGCCCGAGGAGUUUGCUGCCAAUAUGGCAAGGGACUUGUCGCUCUCAGGAGAGUUCACAACUGCCAUUGCGCACUGCAUCCGAGAGCAAACUCAAUUGUUCACUAGGAGUUUAUACAGUGUCGGACACCCCUUCGACGGACGGCCGAUCGAAGAUCCCGACCUGGUCGGCGCGUUUCUGCAGACCCCUCUACCCUCAGUCUUCCGACCUCAACAGCAGGCCAAGGAGUACGCCCCUUACCUAUACGAGCUCAGCGAUGCCGACCUGGAACGAAACGAGACGAUAUUCUCACGCGAGCAACGCCGGCAGAAGCGGUCCAUCAACCGAAGAGGAGGUCCACAACUGCCUGACCUCAGGGAACGGCAAAGGACGAUCCGCACUCUCAUCGUGUCGUCCGUCCUGCCCGGAGCCGCGACCAGCAUCGAGGAGAGCCGGCUGUAUAAGCGGGCUGCUGGGCCUCGAACGAAACGUGCCGUACGCGAUGGCGAGAUCUCGGACUCAGACGACAGUGAAGACUCGGCUCCUGAUUCUCCUGCCCCAUCACAAAUUACUGGCGGCACAGCUCGAACACGCGGCAUGCGCGGAGCUGCUUCGGCGGCACAGCAGAGGAUGGCCAACCUGGGCCGCUCCGAAACUCCUGAGGCCAGCGCUAUCACACAUCACCACGAAACCAGAACUUCCCGUCGGUUCCGUGAGGAGACGGAGGAGCCGGCGCAUCUGAUUGUCACGCUCAAGCUUAACCGGGAAAAGCUGAGGAGGCUCAUGAACCGCGACUAUCGCGAUCUAAGGACACCUUCUCAGACACCAGUCCCCUUCCCUCGUGCCCCUAGCGCUUCUGCUUCUUCAAGAUCUAUGCCACCGCCGCCAUCUACACCAUCUGGCUCCACCCCCCAGGCGCAUCCUACUUCGACAUAUCCUCCAGGCCAAAUAGGCCGACUACCAGCACCACCGCCUGUUCCUGGGCAGGCACAUCCCCCAGCGCCCCCGCCGCCUGAGUGGCUUGUCAACGCCCUCAAGGAAUUAGAGAAGACGUACAACGAAGGUGACAGGUUCGAGGCCAUCAUGAAAUACUCCUAUCUCGACCCCGUGACGGAACUCCCCGUGCAGAACCAACCUAUGCCCGAGGGCGUUAGGUACGCCUGGCUGCCGCGCAUCCGCUGCCUGGACUGUACUACUAAGUUGUAUACACCCGGCCCUGAUAUGACGGCCCAGAAGUUCGAGGCUCACUUGAAAUUCUCGGCGCACAAGAACCAGGUUCGGCAGCGCCUGGCACGGGAGGCAGCAGCAGCGGCGGCGUCCAAGUCUUGA
Messenger RNA from Fusarium keratoplasticum, 2124 nucleotides. Its product is annotated as Snf5 subunit. Gene Ontology annotation, molecular function: transcription coregulator activity. Lineage: Eukaryota; Fungi; Ascomycota; Sordariomycetes; Hypocreales; Nectriaceae. The record is from RefSeq and is a predicted model, not a curated record. The transcript has 2 exons. Gene Ontology annotation, cellular component: nucleus; nuclear chromosome; SWI/SNF complex. Gene Ontology annotation, biological process: regulation of transcription by RNA polymerase II; chromatin remodeling. Bases 1 to 2124 code for a protein of 707 amino acids.